Molecule: messenger RNA, 1536 nt
Organism: Tauraco erythrolophus (red-crested turaco)
Lineage: Eukaryota; Metazoa; Chordata; Aves; Musophagiformes; Musophagidae
Source: RefSeq, a predicted model, not a curated record
UAGCCUUCUGUUGAGUCUUCAAGCCCAGGAGGUUCAGCAACAUCUGAUGACCAUGAAUUUGAUCCAUCAGCUGAUAUGCUGGUGCAUGACUUUGAUGAUGAACGGACAUUAGAAGAGGAGGAAAUGAUGGAAGGAGAAACAAACUUCAGUUCUGAAAUAGAGGAUCUUAACAGGGAAAGUGAUAUGCCAAUCCAGGAGCUGCUUAGCCGUUACGGCUAUGACGGUGCCAUUCCACUCCAAGAAGAUGAUGAUGAUGAAGAUGAUGAAGAGGAGGAGGAGGAGGGAGAAGACGAUGAUGAUGUUGAUAAUGAUGACAACAGUGGCUGUAGUGGUGAAAACAAAGAAGAGACCAUAAAAGAUUCGUCAGGUCAGGAAGAUGAGACACAGUCAUCUAAUGACGACCCAGCACCAUCUGUUGCUUCUCAAGAUCCGCAGGAGAUAAUUCGCCCUCGUCGAUGUAAAUAUUUUGAUACAAAUAGUGAAAUAGAAGAGGAAUCUGAAGAAGAUGAAGAUUAUAUUCCCUCAGAAGACUGGAAAAAGGAAAUCAUGGUGGGCUCUAUGUUUCAAGCUGAAAUUCCAGCUGGCAUAUGCAAGUACAAAGAGAAUGAAAAAGUGUAUGAAAAUGAUGACCAGCUGCUGUGGAAUCCUGACUUCUUACCAGAAGAUAAAGUGAUCGAGUUCCUGAAUGAAGCGUCGAGGCGUACGGGUGAUGAGAAAGGCCUGGAUGCAAUUCCCGAAGGAUCGCAUAUUAAAGACAAUGAGCAGGCGUUGUAUGAACUGGUCAAGUGCAAUUUUGAUACUGAGGAAUCAUUACGAAGGCUGAGAUUUAAUGUAAAAGCAGCCAGAGAAGAAUUAUCUGUUUGGACAGAAGAAGAAUGUAGGAACUUUGAACAAGGGCUGAAAGUCUAUGGCAAGGAUUUUCAUGUGAUUCAGGCAAAUAAGGUACGAACGAGAUCAGUUGGUGAGUGUGUAGCCUUUUAUUACAUGUGGAAGAAAUCGGAGCGUUACGAUUUCUUUGCGCAGCAGACCCGAUUUGGAAAGAAGAAAUACAAUCUUCAUCCUGGUGUAACAGAUUAUAUGGACCGUCUCCUGGAUGAGAGUGAAAGUGCUGCUUCCAGUAGAGCUCCGUCCCCUCCUCCUACAACUUCCAACAGCAGCACCAGCCAGUCUGAAAGGGAAGACAGCACAACCAGCAACAGUAAUCAGAACGGGGUGUCUGCCAACGGGCCAGGUGAGAUACCAAAUAAAGAUGAAACAAAAAUCGAAGGAUUGCAUGUAAAUGGACCUACCAGUGGCAAGAAAACACCUCACACGGAGCUGGAUACAAAUGGGUAUGAAACUGAAAACCUUUCCAUUGACCCCAAACUUGCUCAUUCAGCUUCAAGAAAUGAAAACGAUUUUGAAGAAAAAAAUGAAAGACCUCUUAAAAGAAGAAGAAUUAACAGCAAUGGAAAAGAGAGUCCAGGCUCUUCAGAGUUCUUCCAAGAAGCAAACUCCCAUGGGAAGCAUGAGGAACUAGAAACUUUGGAUGACUGA